This is a messenger RNA of Oldenlandia corymbosa var. corymbosa, 2326 nucleotides long. Lineage: Eukaryota; Viridiplantae; Streptophyta; Magnoliopsida; Gentianales; Rubiaceae. The record is from the annotation of a GenBank genome assembly.
AUGAAUAUUCAUGGGAUUCUGCAUAAAUUCACCCUUUCUGUUCCAAGGCAGGCCUUACUCUCUCCAACAAUUGGUCGGUUUCCCAAUCGUUUGAACAGUUUGCUCCGAGUUCAAGCUAUGUCUACUGUAUCAGAAGAGGCAGAAGCGAAGGAUUUUUUGGAUUUCAUAGAUAAUCUCAAGAAUUACGAAAAAUCUGGUCUGCCUAAAGGAUCAGGCACAGACUCCGAGGAUGGCUUCGAUCUAGGAAGAAUGAGACGCCUGAUGCAACUUCUCGGAAACCCGCAAUGCAAGUUCAAGUCUGUCCAUAUUGCUGGGACGAAGGGAAAAGGGUCAACAGCUGCAUUUCUCUCUAGCAUUUUACGGGCUGAAGGAUAUUCAGUGGGUUGCUAUUCGAGCCCUCAUAUACGAACGAUCAGGGAACGCAUAACCCUGGGUGCAAAAGGAGGUCCUGUCAAUGCUAGUUUGUUAAACGAUCAUUUUCAGAGUCUCAGGACAGUGCUUGAGAGAGCAAUAGAACUUGAAAAUGGUGGCCUUACUCAUUUUGAGGUUCUCACGGCUCUGGCUUUCAGCCUGUUUGCUCAGCAAGGAGUUGAGGUUGCCGUUAUUGAGGCUGGAUUGGGUGGAGCACGAGAUGCCACUAAUAUAAUUCCAAGUUCUGCUCUUGCUGCUUCAAUCAUAACGACUAUUGGCGAGGAACAUUUGGCUGCACUUGGUGAUUCUUUGGAAAGUAUAGCUGUUGCAAAAUCAGGAAUCAUUAAAGAUGGACGUCCAGUGAUUCUUGGAGGACCAUUCUAUCCGCAUAUUGAGCGUAUUCUUUGUGAUAAAGCCUCCUCUAUGUCUUCACCUGUUGUUUCCACAUCAGAUCCUGGAAAUAAUAGUAUCCUAAGAAGUAUCAACAAAAUAAAUGGCCGGCCAUACCAGUUUUGUGAUCUUGUGCUCCAGAUUGAGAAGGACCUUAAGUUGAACAUUGAAAUUUCCAAUGUUAAGUUGUCAAUGCUUGGUCAGCACCAACUAAAAAAUGCUGUAACUGCCACAUGUGCAGCACUCUGUCUCCGUAAUCAAGGGUGGAGGUUAUCGACCGAAUCUGUUCGUGCCGGUCUUGAAAGUGCAUUUUUGCUGGGAAGAAAUCAGGUGUUAACUCAGAAUGAAGCUGAGAGGCUGGGACUACCAGGCGCAACAAUAGUGCUAGAUGGAGGUUGAAUUUUGAUCAUUUUAGGUUGAAGCACUCCCGGGUUUCAGCUAUUAUAUUUUAUGUUAUGGUUUCUUAUCACACUGCCUGAUUUUUUCAGCUCAUACAAAGGAUUCUGCUGCAGCUUUAGCGAAUACUAUCGAGAUGGCUUUUCCAAAGUCAAGUUUAGUUCUAGUAGUGAGCAUGGCAAGUGACAAAGACCAUUUAGGCUUUGCUAGGGAACUGAUUUCAGGUUUGAUGGUUUGACUGCCUAUGGAAAAUUGUCUGCUGUUACGGAAGGAUAUUCAAAAAGUUAAUGUCAUUUUUCCUUUGGCAGCCACAUCUUUGAAAGCUGUAUUUUUCACAGAAGUUAGCAUUGCUGGAGAAAAGUCUCGAACAACUACGGCAUCUAAAUUAAGGGAGUCCUGGAUCCAAGCAUCUGAAGAGAAAGGUAUCGAUAUUAUUGACUACAGCAGGAACAAAAAUGAAGCGAGGGAUCCAUCCCUCGACCAAACAAAUCAUCGGGGCGUAAUCUUCUCCGAGGGGUCCUUAAUCGACUGCAUUAGAAUCGGAGGAGACAUACUUGGUGCAGAAACUAGCUGCCAAUCUGGGGUGAUGGUUAUUACUGGUUCUCUGCAUAUUGUAUCGGCCGUAUUAAGCUCCAUCGAGCGGUAAAAGUGUUUUUCCCCGGUAAUUUUGAACAUUAGUACUGUGUUUGGUAACUCCUAGAGUGAUUUUUACGCAGUUUGCAGACGUGUAACGAAUGAUAAUCUCGCCUUCUUGCUCAGGACAAACUCAGAAUAUGAAAAUCCAAAUUCAAACUGAGGAGAGGGCCAAAGAAAAUUGACUUUAGCUAAGCCAAAAUUAUUAAAAAAAAAAAAAUACUAAAAGGCUGGGGACCAGACUGAACAAUGGGGACACGAAAUCUAUUUCGCAAUCAAGGCGUUUGGGUCCCAAUUUUAUCGGAUGUCUCCCAUCAAAUUGUUGAGGUUGUGUCCUUUUUACUUUUUAGUGACUUGUUCGGACCCCGGUAGGAUACCCUCUCAAAUUUCAAAUACUGAGAAUGCCUAAUUGGAUACAUGUAAUAAUCAAUUAAAUCUUAAACAUUUAUUUCCCCGGAUACUGGAAAUGCAUUAAUUGGACAUAUAUAUAAUCAGC